AUGCAAAAAAAUCCAAGGAUGAUUUUUGUGGGAAAUUUGCCGGACGGAGCUGACUAUAAUGCUUUAAACGAAGCAUUUAUUCCUUUUGGCGAGAUAAAAAAUAUUGACAUCCCAGCUGAUCCUAUAACAAAAGCAUCAAGAGGUUUCGCAUUUAUUGAAUAUGAAGAAGAGGAAGAUGCAGAUCAUGCGAUUUUUAACAAACACAACUCUCUGAUGGGAGAAAACAGUUUAGUAGUCGAGCAUGCUAGACCUAUGAGAUCAAAAGAGUUCCUUAACAAGCCAAUUUGGGCAGAUAGCGACUAUCAUGAAAAAUACGCUACAGCACCAGAUUCUCAAUAA
Molecule: messenger RNA, 339 nt
Organism: Blepharisma stoltei
Lineage: Eukaryota; Ciliophora; Heterotrichea; Heterotrichida; Blepharismidae
Source: the annotation of a GenBank genome assembly